GGAGACAAGGGGAUAGGGGGACAGCGAGAGUGUGAGGGAAAGGAAAGAGAGCUGCUUCCCUUGGUGCUUUUAAUUGGCUGAACAUUACUUGUUCGCUCAGCAUUUUUAAGUGACCUUUUUUUGGUUUCUUUGUUUUUAUUGCCAUAGGAGUCACGGACUAGCGCACGCCCCCCUGUCGGGCAACAUUAGCGCCUUCCCUGCCCUCCAAUGUUAAUAUCUGUCUGAGAGUGUUCCCUGGGGCUGACAAUGAAAGCAGCCAUCCCUUGGGCAGUGGAAUUGGGACUGACGGUGCUGUACACGGUGCUUUGUUCUGCACUCUUCCUCACCAUAUACGUGCAGCUCUGGCUGCUUUUACACUACAAACAGAAGAGGUUCGGCUACCAGAGCCUCUUCCUGUACCUGUGCCUCCUGUGGGCAUCUUUUAGGACCGUUCUCUUCUCGUUUUAUCUUAAAAACUGUGCCCAGUCCAAUGACCUGCAACCUUUCCCCAGCUGGCUCCUGUAUUGCUGCCCUGUGUGCUUGCAGUUCUCCACUUUGUGUCUCCUUAAUGUUUAUUUUUCGCAGGUUAUUUUUAAAGCCAGGUGUUCUCCAGAGUUUAACAAAUACAAAACUCCUCUUCGUUUGGGAUUUUUAUUCACAUGCCUUCUUUUUUUGGUCGUCAACCUGUGCUGUAUCCUGAUUACUUAUGGCAGCGUAUCGGCUGACCAGCAAGGUUGGAUAACCAUGACAAGAACGAUAGUUAGUGAUUGUCUCUUUGCGGCUUGUUCACUUACAUUGGCGAAGAACACCUACAAAAUUGCAAACUUGUCCCCAGCCUAUGUCUACUUGGAAUCUAAGGGCACAUCUGGGCAUCAAGCAGUUGUAACGGGAUCAGUAAUUAGCUUACUCUAUAUUUUGAGGGCCUGCUACAAUUUGGUUGUAAUUUCUAUAUCUCCAGAGAACAAGCCAAGUCCUUUUAGCUAUGGAUGGAAUGGUGUCUCUGAUCAUGCUGUUACAGAGGAUGUUAUUGGCCUAGAAUAUCUGCUGUUUGGAAUUAUUAUUCUCCUUUGUGAGCUCUUGCCAAUGGGCUUGAUGGUGUAUUUCUUUCGUGCAAAAAGGUUAAGCCAAAACCUGGAAGCUGCAGGGAUGGUGAACAGUCACAGUUUUGGAUCCCGAGCAUACUUUUUUGAUAACCCUCGAAGAUACGAUAGUGAUGAUGACUUGCCAAGGCUUGCUUCUGCUAGAGGGGAACGAGGAAGUUUGUCUUCUACCCCCAAAACAUCUGCAUGGUAUGGAGCAAUUUGUCCAAGUAACGGCUGUGCCCUCUCGCCACCUCUGCUUAAUGGACCUCCUUCAGGGACUCCAAUAUUGUUUACAUGUGGAGCACAAACACUGGCAUAGCUGGUGCUAUUUACCACACCAUUGAACUGCACCUUUUCAGCUGUCUAUUAACCGGAGACAACAGGCAGCUCGUGUUUUUGUUUACGUUUAAAAAUGACGGUAUCGGCACAUACAUUCCGUUUCCUGCGCCGCUCAAACCUAGCUUUUGUUACUAAGCUCAAGACCCAAUCUUGGCACUAUUCAAGGCAGCUGGGUGGACUCUUGCCUAUAGAUGUAUACAUUAUUGCCUAUUUGCACCUGUGUUUCCCAUUCAUCAGGCUCAGGUUCUACCAGCAAGAAAUAGCACUGGGUAAACCUGCAAUCCAGCCAGUUUAGAUGGAGUCAAAUCUCAGCAUUUCAAGCAGCUCUCCUCUUGUUCAUAAAGCCUGCCAGCCUACAAGAAACAACAGCUCUGUGUUCUGUAAUGCAAGGGGAUUUUUAUUAUUUUAAGACAUAUCUUCAAAAGUGACUUUUGGUAUUAGAGAACUGACAAAACUCAUAGCAUAGAACUUUAUUUUGUUUUCACUGCUGGUUUUGCAUUGGAAGAGAAUUUCUUAUUCAAUAUUCAGUACAGAUAAGUUAUUUCUAACUGCUUACAUGGAGUGCCUUGACGAUGCAUAGGUAUAGCGCGUUAAUAAAGGGAAAGUAUCACACAGGUUACUUGUGCUUCCUAUAAGAACCGGAAGACUACACAAGUGCAUUCUUAAACUGGGGUAAGUCCAAACCAUUGGUUAUAGACCCAAGAAGGAAAAUAGCUUGGCUUUGCUUCUUAAACAUGAAACCAUUUUAGUUUUACACUUGCCUUAACAGAUGACAUUUGCAGGUUUUCUGUGAUACUUUCCUUUUAAUAGCCGUCCUGUCCAUCUUCAUUUGUGUUUUCUCUGACAAAAGGUUUCCAUGUUUUUCUAAAACAAGCAUUAAAGUGCUCUGGAUUAUGUGCUCUGCCAUAAUGAACCUUCAAGGAAGUGCUUAAUGUAAGGAGAAUUAAGACAGAAAUCCCUAUUUUCUACUCAUCUGUGGUAGUUUACACUCAUAACAGAUGGACCGUUCUUAAAUAUCCAUCAUCUCAAGAAGAAACAGGCAUGUGAUUCUAUGAUAGGUUAGCUUGGCAGAUCACAUGCACAUAUAGAGAACCCUACAUCUUCAUUGUUUACAGUAGACCUUCCCUGUGUGUGGCCAAUGCUGCUGGCAAACUAUGUAUAAGGGUGGAGUGUGGCAUGUUUGUUUGCUUCUCAAGCACAUGGCAGUGGGUGACUGUUUAGACAAAUUGCUUUUACUUUACCUCCCUUUUCCCAUAGCUGAGCUGCCAGUGUUACUUGGCUAGUACUUGUAAAAGUUCUGUUCUAGUUUAGUUGCAGUUCGGCUUGUUCUUUAGCCAGUCUAAUGACAUUUAGUACCGUAGUAGAGCAAGCCUGCUAAAUGGCUUAAAAGCAUCAGUUGGGUAUAAUAUAUUCAGAGAAAUUCAUAUUUGCUAGAUUUAACCAUUUAAGGGUGGUUACAAAAUUAAUGGUAUUGUUGGCACAGUUACUUUGUUAUAUCCUAAAAACUACUUUUUAGGGUUCAGGGUUUGGAAAUGAGAAAGCAGGUUAUAGGUUAUUUAAAUGGUCUAUAAACAAAACAUCACAUAUAUUAACCAUCACACAAAAUGAAAACAUACCUUUUCAGUUGUGAAAUUGCAAGCAGUGCUGGCAUGCCCAGAAAGCCUGUGGCUUAAUGUUUUGCUGGCAAGACACAUUGAACAGGCUUCCCAUUAUCUGCUUAUGCUGAUUUUUUCUAGUGAAAUAAAUGUAUGUGCAUGCAUUGCAAUUCUGGGGUUUUGUACAUGCCCAACGAUGCCUUUUUUGGUGCUGGCUUGGAUUUUAUACUGGAGAAAUAGAGGGGGGUCUCAUACCAGAAAGGUUUCUGUCAGUAUUAAUGCAAGUCUCUCACCUACAUUAUUUGUGACUCUCAGUAUGGCUUCGAUACAUUUUGGCUUGUGAAUUUUCUACUUGCUGAUAGUAUUAUUAUAUGUAUUACCGGCUCUGUGUUUUUGUUCCACCAGCAAGGCCAACUUGAGCAAUAUUUCACUGUGCUACUUUUCACUUUAUUCAGUUUGAUAUUUGAAAUGAAAACAUGAGCAAAGUCUUAGCCUGCAAGAGAGUUCUUUGAAAGCACAACAGAUAAUUUUGGUGAAAAAUCUACUAUUCAGAAGAGAGAGUGAGAAAGGUACUAAGUGACUAAUGAGAGCGCUCUAUUCUGUAAAACAAAUGUGAUUACGUUUGCUUGGCAUUCAAGAUAAAGCUUUAUUAUUUGCACUUCUCUAAGAACCCUGGUGCCCAAACUCAAGUACCGAGUAAGGUAGGAAGUUAUUGGGUGACUAUUGGAGUUUGUGAUAACAAGGUUCUUUAGUAAAUGGUAGCUAAUGUUGUUUACAGUUCUAGCAUCUAUUGUCAUGAGCAGUAGCAUGCAUGUUACAACAAACUUCUUCAUAACUUUUUACAAACAGGAUUGUAUAAUGGGCGCCCCACCUUAACACUCCUAGUAAACUUCAAGUUAUAACUAGCAGUGGGAUGCUGUAGUUCAGCAACAGUUUACUAAUGUCUGCUGAAAAGAAUUUGUACUCAAAAUGCCCUGGAAUUUUAUUUUUGCUUCUCAAAAGAAAUAUUUUGUAUCCCAGACUUAUAAAUGAGGGCCUAGUACCUCUUAUUCAUGCUAUUGUAAGGCCAUAGAAGUGUUUUGACUGGCCCAUUAGUUGCAUAGAACGCCUCUCCCUUCACCAAAGAGUACAAAAGAGAGAAGUGAUUUUGUGAAGCACUAGGUGCACUUUACAGUAUAGAAAGAAGAAAAGGCAUAAAUGCCUCUUGCACCACAGCACUUGAAUCUGUUGUUCUUCCAUCCUUUAAUGAAAUGUGAGCCCCAAGUUCUGUGUCUUGCUUAUAAAGAAAGAGGGUCUGCCCCAGUGCUGAUAAUGCUUUAUAUUGAAAUUUGUAGAACAUGAGUAAAUUUGCCUUAUUGAACUUAUUUUCCUCUUAUAUAAAGAUUUUGGCAGGCAGUGUUCAGGAUAUUAAAGGUGCUGCCCCAGCCAUGACUGAGUUAAUAUGCUUGAAUAUUGUAACUAUGGGUGUUUGUUGGUGCCAUCCCACUACCUAAUGUAUCUGCUUGCCAGCUGAUUUUCUCCAAUGCAUGCAUCGGUCAUUGGCAAGAGAUUGCCUCUACCCAGAGCCAAACCUGAAGUCACCAAAGCACAUUGGGGCUGUGCUUCUCUAGCUCUUAUUAAGCUACAUUUCCCAGCAUCACUAACUAGAUUCUUUGUGGGCUGGAGACAAAAGUGGUUCUAGUUCAGCAAACACUGGAGAGUCACAUGGCAACUAAAGAUUCUAAAUGCUUAACACUGGUACUAAACAUGCAGUAUCAAAAUGUAAGUGGCCAAUGAAUGUACACACUUUCCACAUUUACCAAACUCUAAUGAAGCACUACCAUUUGAAAAUAAAGUUUUAUUUGCACUCA
Messenger RNA from Xenopus tropicalis (tropical clawed frog), 4845 nucleotides. RefSeq names its product G protein-coupled receptor 137C (gene gpr137c). NCBI's taxonomy places the organism in Eukaryota, Metazoa, Chordata, Amphibia, Anura, Pipidae. Gene Ontology annotation, cellular component: lysosomal membrane. The record is from RefSeq and is marked provisional.